AGGAAAGAUAUUGGAAGUAUUUAUUUUCUAUGCGUAAUAUUAACAUUACUGCCGUCGGGAUUGCAUACUAGGACUACGGAGCCUUUCGGACACUUCGAAGUCAUGUAAACAAAUUUCACGCCUAAAUUACAAUUGGCGUAUCGCCUCAAUAAUCUACUUCUAUUUCAACUUCAAUCCUAGUCACUAAAAUCACAAAGUAGAUCUCGCGAUGGAGAAGGACGGCUCGGUUCGGAGGCUUCGGUGGCCUCGGGUUAAGGAGCUGACCAAGGAGCAGCAAUGCAAGUACACUGAGCGGCCUCGCGCGGAUGAACAUAAAUAAGAUCAAGAAACUUCGAAUGUCGAAAAAGAUUACUAUCCAAGCUAUCGGCAUAGAUCUUCAUUCAAUUGAGUUUACAAGUAAUUUUACAAUUGUCCAUCCGAACACCUUGAUACAAGAUGUCAUCUUCCACCUCAACAACCACUGCCAAGCAGCAAAAACUCCCCCAUUUGAACUUCCGAUCAUACGUACAAGCCCUCAAAGACGAUGGCGACCUCGUCGAAAUCAACAAGGAAUGCGACCCGCAUCUCGAGGUCGGCGCCAUUACCCGCAAGGCCCUCGAGGACGAGGAUAAAGCCCCGCUCUUCAACAAACUCAAGGGCCAGAACGAGAACGGACUCUGGCGCAUCCUUGGAGCCGUAAACGGGUUACGACCGGACCCAAAGCAAGUCUUCGGUCGAAUCGCCAGACACAUCGGUCUACCACCCACGGCAUCUGCCAAGCAGAUCAUGGACAAGAUCAUCGAAGCCAAAAGCGGUACCCCUAUCCCACCAAAGGUCGUCGAGUCGGGUCCUUGCAAGGAAUUCCGCCUUACGCCCGACCAGUUCGAUCUUGAAAAACUUCCAUGCCCCCUACUCCAUCAGUCCGAUGGCGGGAAGUACGUCCAGACGUAUGGAAUGCAGUGUUUCCGCACCCCAGACGGGACCUGGACGAACUGGGCUAUUGCACGGGCUAUGGUGCACGACCGUAACCACCUCGCCGGCGCCGUAUUGGAAGUCCAGCAUAUUGGCAAGAUACACGCCAUGUGGAAGAAACUAGGGAAGGACAUGCCAGUGGCCAUCGCAUUCGGCGCUCCACCAGCCGCUAUCAUGGCCGCGAGUAUGCCGCUGCCAGAUGGCGUUUCAGAGCCCGAGUAUGUUGGCUCACUUGUUGGGGCGCCGGUGGAGGUUGUUAAAUGCGAGACUAAUGACAUCUACGUCCCUGCGAACUCUGAGAUCGUUUUCGAGGGAUCGAUUUCGGCUAAUGAGAAGGUGCCCGAAGGUCCUUUCGGUGAAAUGCAUGGAUAUAUUUUCCCCGGCCAGACGCACCAGUGGGCCAAGUACACGAUAGAUAUGAUCACACAUCGGAAGGAUGCCAUCAUGCCAAUUUCUAAUCCGGGCAGGCUGACCGAUGAGACUCAAACCAUGAUCGGCCCUCUCGCCGCAGCCGAAAUCGGAUUCCUCCUAAAGUCCAAGGGCUUUCCCAUCAAAGAAUCGUGGUCCCCAUUCGAGUCACAAGUGACAUGGGUCGUCCUACAAAUUGACACCGAAAAACUCCGCGCAAUGAAAACGACUCCAGCGGAGUUCUCCCGCGGAAUCGGCGACAUCGUAUUCCACGCGAAAUGCGGCUCCAUGAUCCACCGCCUUGUCCUCGUAGGCGACGAUAUCGAUAUCUACAACUUCAAGGACGUAUCAUGGGCUUUUUGUACCCGCUGCCGUCCUCGUAUGGAUGAGUACUUCUACGAGGAUGUCAUCGGUUACCCAUUGAUCCCGUAUAUGGGUCAUGGAAAUGGUGAUAUGUGGAAGGGUGGGAAGGUUGUUUCGGAUGCUUUGCUGCCGGCGGAGUAUACCAUCGGCAGGCUCUGGGAAGAAGCUAGUUUUAGGGGGUCAUUUCCGAAGGAGUUGCAGGAGAAAGUGCUUUCCGAGUGGGAGACGCUGGGAUAUACUUCCUAAGGAGUCCUGGGCAUGCCGCGAUAUUUUCCUCAAAUUUUUAUUCUAUUUGAGUUAUGUCAGACACAUCUAUUCUCGCCUAUUAAUUGAGUAAUCAUAGAUAUAAAUUGUAGCUAAACUGAAUAUCAUUCAAUUUACCACCAGGCAAUAUCCCCUUUCCGAAGAGGCUCUGCC
Messenger RNA from Hypoxylon trugodes, 2139 nucleotides. Its product is annotated as putative 3-octaprenyl-4-hydroxybenzoate carboxy-lyase. The record is from RefSeq and is a predicted model, not a curated record. Gene Ontology annotation, biological process: cinnamic acid catabolic process; ferulate metabolic process. Gene Ontology annotation, molecular function: carboxy-lyase activity. Gene Ontology annotation, cellular component: cytoplasm. NCBI's taxonomy places the organism in Eukaryota, Fungi, Ascomycota, Sordariomycetes, Xylariales, Hypoxylaceae. The transcript is spliced from 3 exons. The coding region runs from base 436 to 1968 and encodes 510 amino acids.